GCUAUCCAAUAUGGUGGCUGCCUGCUGAGGGGGAACGGAGGCCUUAGAGACUCAAGGGAAAUGGCAGCGAAGGUGCGCGGCGGGGACUUAGCCAAAGCCUCUCAAUCGGCCGAGACGGGCGGCGACACCGCGGAGGAGAUUCUGCCCGGGUUUCGGGACGCGGAUACUUUCGUCAAGCAUGCUCUCGGCACAGUGGUGGCCGCCACCAAGGCGUCCGGUGGCCUUCCUCAGCCUGGAGACGAGUUCGACUUCUACCGCAGCUUCCCGGGCUUCCAGGCCUACUGCGAAACACAAGGAGACCGCUUGCUGAACUGCAUGAGCCGAGUGAUGCAGUACCAUGGCUGCCGCAGCCACCUGAGAGACCGCAGCAAAGCCAUGGAGCUGGAGGACAAAUUCGAUUUGCUGGUGGAUGCCAACGACGCCAUCCUGGAAAGAGAGGGCAUCCUAUUGGAUGAGGCAGCGGGCAUGAGCAAGAACCAGCAGCCUAUCCUCCCCUCGGGCCUGCAGCCGCCCAAGACCAUCAUCUCCAGCUGGAACCGUAAGCAGAGUGGGGAGUCCAAAAAGUGGAACAAGUCGGAAACCUUCCGCUUGCUCCACGCCAAGAACAUCGCUCGGCCACAGUUCAAGUUCCGCGAGAAGGUUGACAACUCCAACACCCCCUUCGUUCCCAAGCUCUUUGUCAAACCCAACGCUCUGAAGCCACUGCCGGAAGCACUCUCGAGAAGCCAACGUGAGCGAAAGGAGCGCCCCGAGGACUUGGACGUGCCGGCUGCCCUGGCCGACUUCCUCCAUCAGCAGAGGACUCAGCAGACAGAGCAAGACAUGCUCGCUCACCCGUACCAGUACGAACUGGAGCAUUUCUCCCCAGCAGCUGAUCUUCUCGAGAAACCGCAAGUCCAGGUGCUCCAGCCUGUCUCGGAAACCCCAUGCCACUUCGUCUCCACCUUGGACCAGCUGGUGGAGUUGAACGAGAAGCUCCUGUGCUGUAAAGAAUUUGCCCUGGACUUGGAGCACCAUUCCUACCGGAGCUUUCUGGGCUUGACGUGCCUGAUGCAAAUCUCCACCCGGACGGAAGAUUUCAUCAUCGACACCCUGGAGCUGCGCAGCGACUUGUACAUCUUGAACGAAACCUUCACAGACCCGGCAAUUGUCAAGGUCUUGCACGGGGCCGACUCCGACGUGGACUGGCUCCAGCGGGACUUCGGCCUCUACCUGGUGAACAUGUUCGACACCCACCAGGCGGCCCGGCUCCUCAACCUGGGCAAGCACUCGCUGGACCACCUGCUCAAGGUCUACUGCGACGUGGAUGCGAACAAGCAGUACCAGCUGGCUGACUGGCGGAUCCGUCCCCUGCCGGAGGCGAUGGUCCAGUACGCACGCGACGACACUCACUACCUGCUCUACAUCUAUGACCGAAUGAAGGAGGACCUCUGGGAGAAGGGGAACGGGCAGCCAGCUCUUCUGCAGUCCGUGUGGCAGCGGAGCAAGGCCAUCUGCUUGAAGAAAUACUUGAAGCCCCUCUUCACCGAUGAGUCGUACCGCGAGCUCUACCGCAAGCAGAAGAAACUCCUCAACAGCCAGCAGCUGACGGCUUUCCGGCUCCUCUUUGCCUGGCGAGAUAAGAUGGCGCGCCAAGAGGAUGAGAGCACUGGGUACGUGCUACCAAACCACAUGCUGCUGAAGAUCUCCGAGGAGCUGCCCAAGGAGCCCCAGGGCAUCAUCGCCUGCUGCAACCCGGUCCCACCGCUCGUCCGCCAGCAGAUCAACGAAAUGCACCUCUUAAUCCAGCAGGCCCGAGAGAUGCCCCUGCUUAAGUCUGAAGUUUCGGUUGGAGUGAAAAAGAAAGGACCUCUUCCCAACCCAGAGAAACCGGAGAACCGCUUGUUCGGCCCACACGACAGCUCGCACGUUCCUCAGGAAGAGAAGCAGAACCAGUCGGAACCUGAGCCCGGACUGGCCCUGGAGCACAGCAGUCUCUUCUCCAAAGCAAAAGAGGAAGCGGACGGGAUGGAAGAGUUGCCGAUUUCGCUGUGCCUCCUUUUGAGCGCCAGCAUCAGUAUUUUCAAUGAGCCUGAAGCCGGCGAGAAGAAGGAUGAGAACUUAACCGUGGCCCAGCAGAAAGCCCGACGCAUCAUGGAGUCCUUCGAAAAUCCCUUUCGAAUGUAUCUGCCAGCGGAGCAGAACCCGGCUCACGUCUCCCAGGCGGCAAAGUUUGAUCCCUCCUCAAAAAUCUACGAGAUUAGUAAUCGGUGGAAGCUGUUGAGCCAGGCCCAGCUGCAAGCGGCAGCCAAGAAGGAGCCUACCAAGAAAUCACAGCAGAAAUCACAGCAGCAGCAGCAAGCAGCAACACGGGAGGCUGCCGAGAAGGAGUGCAGAGAAAAAGCCGCCAACACGGCCUCCGUGCGCCAGCUCGCCACGCAAGAACAGGCCAGCAAAAAGAGGGAGCGAGUGGCCAGCGAGCCAGGCACAGAGACACCCAAGCAAGAGAAGAAGAAGGCCAAAGCCGCCCAGAAGCCAGAGGUGCAAGAGGCUCCCAAACCCUUCACCCCCUUUGACUACAGCAAGUCCGACCUCAAAGUCUUUGCAGGGGCCGGUAAGUCCAAGGCCUCGUCGCAGUUCGAUCCCGCCAGGCAGGCCCAGGCCAACAAGAAAUUUUCAGGAGCUGGCAAAGCUUCACAACCAGCUGGAACCAAAAGCAUGUCCUACCUGCCUGCGAAAUCCAGCCGGGGCUUCAGGCACAACUGGCCGAAAAGAUAACACCGUUGAAGUAACCCAUCUGAAGGAACCAGGAAACACACCUUUUAAACAAUUGACCACCAAGGGGCCAAAAGGUCUCUUGGACUCUGUUUUGGUUUUGUAUAGAUACUUGGCUUUUUUUAAAAAAAAAAAGUGCACACAAUUAAACUGCUGUUUCUUUCCCCAAAAGU
Gekko japonicus is the source of this 2927-nucleotide messenger RNA. It is a transcript of the gene EXOSC10, whose product is annotated as exosome component 10. The transcript has 25 exons. Gene Ontology annotation, molecular function: 3'-5'-RNA exonuclease activity; nucleic acid binding; nucleotide binding. The record is from RefSeq and is a predicted model, not a curated record. Lineage: Eukaryota; Metazoa; Chordata; Lepidosauria; Squamata; Gekkonidae. Gene Ontology annotation, biological process: TRAMP-dependent tRNA surveillance pathway; nuclear polyadenylation-dependent rRNA catabolic process; exonucleolytic trimming to generate mature 3'-end of 5.8S rRNA from tricistronic rRNA transcript (SSU-rRNA, 5.8S rRNA, LSU-rRNA). The coding region runs from base 61 to 2757 and encodes 898 amino acids. Gene Ontology annotation, cellular component: nucleolus; nuclear exosome (RNase complex).